GCCCGAGGGGCUGUGGGGGCCGUGCCGGCCGCGGGCAGCUGCGGGCGGCCGCCGGCGCGCAGCGGAGCGGAGCGGAGCGGGAUCACCCGCUGCUGGGAGCCGCACCACGGCAAGCACGGAGCAGCGCCGCAGCAGCACCGCGCCCGCGGCGCCGGAUCCCCCUCCGCGGCAAAGAACAGUUCUGCAGUGUCUGAGGAUGGAUAAAGACUUCCGCUACUACUUCCAGCACCCGUGGUCUCGCUUAGUUGUGGCUUACUUAGUGAUCUUCUUUAACUUCUUAAUAUUUGCCGAGGACCCAGUAUCUCACAGUCAGACAGAAGCCAAUGUUAUUGUUGUUGGUAAUUGUUUCUCCUUUGUAACAAAUAAAUACCCUGAAGGAGGAGGCUGGAGAUUUUUGAAGGUUUUUCUGUGGCUGCUUGCCAUUCUCACAGGACUGAUAGCUGGGAAAUUUCUCUUCCAUCAGCACCUGUUUGGUCAGUUGCUCCGUCUGAAAAUGUUUCGAGAGGACCAUGGGUCUUGGAUGACGAUGUUCUUCAGUACCAUCCUCUUCCUCUUCAUUUUUUCUCACAUUUAUAAUCUGUUUCUCAUUAUGGCGGGGAAUAUGAGUGCAUACAUUAUAACAGACUUCAUGGGCAUCAGGAAUGAAAAUUUUAUGAAGGUAGCUGCAGUUGGGACUUGGAUGGGAGAUUUUGUCACAGCAUGGAUGGUCACAGAUAUGAUGCUUCAGGAUAAGCCCUAUCCAGACUGGGGAAAGUCUGCCAGAGCUUUCUGGAAGAAGGGAAACAUUAGGAUCAUUUUAUUCUGGACGGUUCUAUUUACACUGACCUCUGUAGUUGUGCUUGUCAUCACGACUGACUGGAUCAGCUGGGACAAGCUUAAUCGUGGAUUUCUGCCAAGUGAUGAAGUCUCAAGAGCCUUCUUGGCUUCUUUCAUCUUGGUGUUUGACCUUCUUAUUGUCAUGCAGGACUGGGAGUUUCCACAUUUUAUGGGCGAUGUUGAAGUGAAUCUUCCAGGCUUACCAUCUGCACACAUGCAGUUCAAAGUACCUUAUUUCCAAAAGAUCCUCAAAGAGGAGUAUCACAUACAUAUAACAGGCAAAUGGUUUAACUAUGGAAUUAUCUUCCUUGUUUUGAUCUUGGAUCUGAAUAUGUGGAAGAACCAAAUAUUUUACAAACCUCAUGAAUAUGGUCAAUAUAUCGGUCCCGGGCAGAAGAUCUACACAGUGAAGGACUCGGAAAGCUUGAAAGACCUUAAUAGAACUAAAUUAUCCUGGGAGUGGAGAUCCAAUAACACCAACCCAUUGACGAACCGGACCUAUGCCGAAGGAGACAUGUUCUUGCACAGCAGAUUCAUAGGCUCUAGCCUUGAUGUCAAAUGCCUGGCUUUUAUUCCAAGUUUGCUGGCUUUUGCUUUGUUUGGUUUCUUCAUCUGGUUCUUUGGGCGAUUUCAGAAAACUGAUCAAGGCAUGGAGAAUUUAGACAAAUCAUACACAAGAAUGAAAAGAAAGUCACCAUCAGAUAUGGGAAUGACACGAGAAAAUACACAGGUGUUGGUAGAAGAACCAUUAAGUUUUCAAGAACCACAUCUUGUAUCCAUAAAAUCAGACUUAAGUGAAAUAGUUUUUAAUUCUUCUCUCCUAACUUCUGAAAACUUGAACGCACAACUGAAUGAACCAGAUAGCCCUUUACAGCCAGUACCAGAGUCUUCUGUCCCUAAGAAUAAACCUGUGACAUAAAGGCAAACACCCAGGAAAAUCAGUUUAAAUAAGCAGUUACUAUAAGUUUUCAGUUUUACCUUUUGUAAGUUAAGAUUUACAUAGUGUUUAGAACAAGAAACUCAACCUAUACCAAAAGGUGCUCAGCAUGCUUUUUUUAGGAAUUCUGUUUUUUAUUUGUAUUAUAGUACGUGCCUACUGUAUAUCUAACAUUCCUUUAUAGAUUGCUUCCCAAAAUUGCACAAGCUGUUUAUUAAUACAUUACCUUAACUGUAUAAUAGUGUAUUAGAUGAUUACUUGCAGGUAUAAAAUUCUACCGUGGUGGUGCCUUGAGACAUUAAACUGUUUUUUAACUCAACACCAGGUGUAUAGCACAGUUCUUCUAAUCUACUUUGCAAAGCUUUUUGUAUAUGGUUAUUUUAAGUACCAUUUGAUGUCUUCACAGAGAUAAACAUAGUUAUUCCUAAAGAAGGGUUUGUGUUAGGACAUCACAACUUGACUUUGUUAUUUGCUCAUCUGCGAAGCCAGUGACUUUGAUGACCUGACUGCAGAGAAGCAUGUUGAUUACCUUUUAAUUUUUGCUGACUAGCUGCCAAACACAAAUACAGAUUCAUUAUGUGGUAAACAGCAGAGAGAUAAUUCAGCAUGGGUCACUACUUGUGAAAAUAUGACUUACUCCAUCAGUCAUAGCAAUUAGGUGAUAAUGCCUAAUUAUAUUUUUCCUAAUUAAAGAUAAACUGCUCCUUGAUUAAAAGUUUUGCCCUUCACUUUUUAGAAACAGAGGUGAAAAUACAUUGUUGAAGUAACUCUUUUCAUCAUCACACCAAACCUAUGCAACAUCAGAGCCAAUAGGGUGGUUACAGUGAAAGGCACAAAGCCCACUAUAUCCGGUUUUGAGUAGUUUGGUACAAGUACAUCUGGGCAUACAUGAAAUGUACAUAGAAACACACCCCAUAUGGACAGUCAAACUUCUCCAAAAAUUAAAGCCAUGUUUAUGGGUCUUAAUUAAAAUACAUUAAUAACUGAUUUUUAUUGUAAGCUUUUUUUCUCUUCAUUCAUUAUCCACGAAUAAGUGUUACCUGAAAGCAGAAACAUGGCGAAAAUGGGGGGGGUGGAGGGGAGGGAGGGAGAAGGGCUGUGUUUGCUUUUGCGAAGGGGACUUAGUAAAGUGAAUCCCUCUGCUGUAUGAUCAAAAUAUAUGCACCAGAGAAAUUGCAUAUCUAAAACAUCAGAAAGACUCUGAUUUGCCUCUAAUUUAGUUUUAUAAAUCGUUGCUACAAGUUACUAAAUAAUAAGCCAUUUUUUAAGUCUGAAUUAUUUCCCUGUCAUUUACUGGUGUUGCUGCAUUUUGUCUUUGUGACUUUUUAUCUUUGUUGUUUUGAUCUAUCUGCUUUUAAGUUUUUGGAAUGCUGAAUUUAGCAUGCAUAAUAGAAUUAUGCAUUUAUUAACUGUCACUUGAGAGCCAAUUUUAAUAAACAUCAUUCAACGAUUGUUUAUUAUGAGGCAGGAACAUAUUCUGUUACUAUGGCAAUUUUUUGUAUACAUUUUAUCCAUGCAUUGGCCUGUUUAAAAUCAUAAAUAUUUCUGACACUAAAAAAAGCAGUAUCACAGCAAUGUCAAAAUCAAAUAAUUUGCUUAUGGGACAUGUCAUAUUUCAUCAAGAGAAAGUUCACUUUAAAACCAGGCUAAAUUUUUAACCAUUAAAAAUUAUGACUAAAAAGCAAUUUGUUAGUUUUUGCCUA
Neopsephotus bourkii (Bourke's parrot) is the source of this 3456-nucleotide messenger RNA. RefSeq names its product transmembrane protein 117 (gene TMEM117). NCBI's taxonomy places the organism in Eukaryota, Metazoa, Chordata, Aves, Psittaciformes, Psittacidae. The record is from RefSeq and is a predicted model, not a curated record. Gene Ontology annotation, biological process: intrinsic apoptotic signaling pathway in response to endoplasmic reticulum stress. The coding region runs from base 197 to 1735 and encodes 512 amino acids. The transcript is spliced from 8 exons.